Messenger RNA from Diachasma alloeum, 1191 nucleotides. RefSeq names its product SUMO-activating enzyme subunit 1 (gene Aos1). Gene Ontology annotation, molecular function: SUMO activating enzyme activity. The transcript has 6 exons. Gene Ontology annotation, biological process: protein sumoylation. Gene Ontology annotation, cellular component: cytoplasm; SUMO activating enzyme complex. The coding region runs from base 79 to 1080 and encodes 333 amino acids. Lineage: Eukaryota; Metazoa; Arthropoda; Insecta; Hymenoptera; Braconidae. The record is from RefSeq and is a predicted model, not a curated record.
GAGCGGCACUUUGGAGUUUGUAGUCUCCAACAAUCAGUCAUCGUACGUUUCCCACGAAUAUCCUGAUAUUUAUUAACAAUGGUGGAGGAGAAAAACGGCUCGGAGAUGCUCACUGAUGCAGAGGCUGAGUUGUACGACAGACAGAUUCGUCUUUGGGGGCUGGAGUCACAGAAAAGACUACGUCUGGCCAAGGUUCUUCUCAUUGGACUCAAUGGAUUUGGUGCUGAGGUUGCCAAGAAUAUUAUUCUUGCUGGGAUCAAAUCUAUUAAAUUUUUGGAUCACAGGGAACUGACGGUUGAGGAUUCAUCCUCACAGUUCUUUGCUGAUAGGAAAGAUGUUGGAAAGAAUAGAGCACAAGCAUCAGUGGAUCGAGCCCAGAACCUCAACUCAAUGGUUGAAGUGACAGCUGAUGAUUCGAACAUUGACACCAAGCCAGACACAUUCUUCAGGGACUUUGAUGUCGUCUGUGCCUCAGAGUGCACCAUCACCCAGUUGAAGAGAAUCAAUGCAGCAUGCAGGAAGUACAAUGUCAAGUUCUUUGCUGGUGACGUCUGGGGAAUGUUCGGAUACACGUUUGAGGAUCUGUUGACGCAUGAAUACGCCAUGGAUGUAGUUCAGAGUAAGAAGAAACCAGGACCCGGUGGUGACUCUAAGGACAAUGGAAGUGUCGAUGGAAUUGUCAACACUGUCAAGAGAACAGAGACUUUCGUUCCAUUCGAGAAAAUUCUUAAUGCCAAGACAUUGCCAAAAAAUUCAGAAGUUUAUCAUUUGUUCCAGAUAAUGAUGAACUAUCGAGAGAAGCAUGGGAAAGAUCCCCAUCCGAAUGAACGUGAAUCCAAGCUUCCAGAGUUUUCUCAAGAGGCAGAAGCCAUAAUAAAAGAGUACGAUUUGGGGGAUAAAAUAAACGAUUUAAUCGAGGGAGAUCUGUACGCCCAAGUGAGUCCAGUCUGCGCAAUACUGGGCGGUGUGAUGGGCCAGGAGAUAAUAAAGGCAGUGUCUCAGAAAGAGCCACCGCUCCACAACCUCUUCCUUUUCGAUCCUGCAACCAUGUGUGGAAAGGCCAUUCGUCUGGGUCACUAAACCCACACCAACGGCAUCUGAACUUCCUGACAACAUUAUCGUUUAAAAACAUUCAUUUCGAUGUUCAAAUAUAUUUUUCACUUUCAAUACAGUACAUUUUUCGUUCAUUUA